AAAACUCUAAAAGGUGUCUAUAUUAAUGACAGUAGAUACAGGUAGAGGUUAUGAGAGAGAUUGUGUUUAUUUAAAAAAAAAAAAAAAAAAAAAGCUCCUACACUGACCGCUGACGUUUCUGGAGAAAACGAAACUUACGCAGACGUAGAAGAGGAGUUCCGACAGAAGACGGAAAAGAUGGAUUUAUUCAUGAGUCGCAUAUUGUGAGGAGUUUAUCUGAGUAGGCAUAACACCUUUUGAGGAAACCACAAUGACUUCGAGAAACUAUGUAGGUGAACUGAAAGAAUUCGCGGACAAGCAGGGCUGGGUGCUGCGCUUCGAGGAGGUGGGAUGCCCUGGAACGACAUUCACUUUAAAAGCUGUCUUGAAGGACAAGGAGUAUCCUGAAGGAGUGGGCAGGAACAAGAAGGAGGCCAAACAAAAAGCAGCUGAAAAUGCCCUGAUCAGCUUGAAGGGGGAACACAUGAAUACUACUGAAAUUGUGUCAGAAGCCUCUACUUCAGCCGUUCUUCCAGUCGUUCACAACAACUAUAUGUGCUGGCUUAAUGAAUACUGUAUGAAGGAAAGUCUGACUUAUAAACCUGUGGAGAUCCCCAAAAGUGGGCCAAACCUGACUACACAAUGGUGCUACUUUGUGGUCGACGGUAAGGAAUAUCUGGGCGCGUAUGGGAAAACAAAGAAAGAGGCAAAGGAGGAAGCAGCGAAACAGGUCUACAAUGAGAUAUGUGGUAGUAAAACGACAGAGAGUGGAGAUGGAAAUAUCAGUGGGACGGUAGAUCAGCCGAAACAAGACUUAAAUCAGCCUGUGCCAGACACUGGUGGUCGAAGAAAAAGCUUAACUGCAACUAAUUUUAUUGGACUUAUAGACGAUUACUGCAAGAAAGCAGGUUGCUUCCAUGUUUUUACUGAAGACAGGCGAUGUGGUCAGGCCCAUGCUCCAAAAUUUUACUACAAGUUAAAGAUAAAAGACAAGGAGUAUCCUGUGGGUGAAGGUAAAAGUAUCAAGGAGGCCAAACAGCAUGCAGCUCAGCUGGCCUGGGCAGCUCUGGAGGACAGCAAGGGUACCUCCAUGUCAGCAUUGUGCGAUGAUGUUGCAGCUCUCAAGCUGGCCACACCAGCGAGGACGCAGGACUCUGGCUGUGCAAAAUCAAGCCUGCCAGCGACUCCGUCUGGCUCAGCUGCUUUCACCAAUUCAUCAAAACCUCCCAAGGAACAGGAUCAAAGCCCUAUUGUGAAGCCCAAAAUCAAGCUUGCAGCAAAUUUUCAAAAUGUUGCCAAGGCCAGUAAGGAGGAUAUAAUGCCCAAUUUCAAACGUGACAAUGAUGAAAACAUUGAUCGAGAGAAAUCAUCAACAAAUUCAGGAGCCUCAAGGUUCAUAUCUGAAUUUGACUCAAUCGAGCAUCUCGGUCACGGAGCUUUUGGUAAUGUUUUCAAGGCGAAGCAGAAACUUCUGGACAAGUAUUACGCUAUAAAGAUUGUUCGUUGCAAAGAAGAAGCUCUGCGGGAGGUGGGGGCUUUGUCAGACCUCCAACACCCCAAUAUCGUCCGAUACUACACCUGCUGGUUGGAGGAUUGUGAUUACCAGUGGGAGAGUUCAUCAGGAAGUUUUAGUUCUUCACAGUCUUCCAGCGAAUACUCUGGGAAAUACCUCUAUAUUAAGAUGGAGUUGUGUGAUGCCAGAACGCUCAGAGUGUGGAUAGAUGAGAAGAACACUCAGAACGUGAAGAAAUCUCUGCGAGACUCCAGGAGGAGGAAUGACAGUCUGACAUUUGCUCUGCAGAUUGUCAGCGGAGUCGAGUACAUUCACUCGAAAAUGCUCUUCCACAGAGACCUGAAGCCUGCCAACAUCAUGUUGGGACAAGAUGGAAAAAUGAAGAUCGGAGACUUUGGACUGGUUGCUGAGAGUUACGACAGUGACAACUUGGUGGAAAGAUCGAUGUCCAGGGGAACGCCGUCUUACAUGGCCCCCGAGCAGAAAGAGAAGAAAACAUAUGACCGAAAAGUGGACAUAUUUGCUCUGGGGUUGAUAUAUUUCGAAAUGCUUUGGAACAUAUCUGGCCAUGAAAGAGUGCUGAUAUGGGGUGAUGUCAGAAACCAAAACCUACCCAAAGAAUUCUGUCAACACUUUGGACAAGAGACCCUCGUUAUAAAGUCACUGCUGCGUGUGAAUCCAGAAGAACGGCCAGAAGCCAGUCAGCUCAAGGCGGACUUGGAGAAGUUCAUACAAGCAAGUGAAGCUCGUGAACAGAGAACUUGUUGAUCAUGACAAAAAAGUCUUUACAAUUUGAUCAUUUAUGACUUCAUGACUUCUACAUCGAGAAGUUGUUGAAUGCUGAGAAGAGAGUACUUUUUAACCAACUGUGUUGGUGAACAGUUGUUUGUUAUGCAGGACUUUACAGGAAGAACAAACUUCACAUCAUUAACAAGCAGUGAAUGCAUCAUGAAUUACAUUAUUCACAUUUAACAAAUGCUCAUGCUCUGGUUGUCUGAAUGGGUUCUUCUAUAGCAGGGGUGUCAAACAUAAGGCCUGUGGGCCAAAAGCAGCCCGUUACAGUCCACCAAGUUUUACCACCAAGUAAAUAGUAAAAAGUUCAAGAGAACACAUUGACUUCUUUUUUUUUUUUUUUUUUUUUAUUUCUUGACAAAAUGCAACAUUGAAACUCUGAGAUCAUUGUAAGCGUUAGACUCAAAGCUACACUGUGAGGAUGAGUCUGAACUAACAUGAUUGUAGUCAUUUCGGCAGCAUUUGUUUGGUUUUUGCAAAA
This is a messenger RNA of Salarias fasciatus (jewelled blenny), 2765 nucleotides long. RefSeq names its product interferon-induced, double-stranded RNA-activated protein kinase-like. Gene Ontology annotation, cellular component: cytoplasm; nucleus. Gene Ontology annotation, molecular function: eukaryotic translation initiation factor 2alpha kinase activity; ATP binding. The transcript has 19 exons. The record is from RefSeq and is a predicted model, not a curated record. Bases 251 to 2260 code for a protein of 669 amino acids. Gene Ontology annotation, biological process: eiF2alpha phosphorylation in response to endoplasmic reticulum stress. Lineage: Eukaryota; Metazoa; Chordata; Actinopteri; Blenniiformes; Blenniidae.